This is a messenger RNA of Rotaria socialis, 2595 nucleotides long. Lineage: Eukaryota; Metazoa; Rotifera; Eurotatoria; Philodinida; Philodinidae. The record is from the annotation of a GenBank genome assembly.
AUGCGUUCAGAUGUGACUCUCGACAGGGAGAAUGGCGAUGCUGUCUCAUCCUUACCUUCCAAUCCAACAACGACUUUGGAAUAUAGUCGUUCAAUCUCACAAGAUUUACGCUAUUUUGAUGAUGCUCUGACUCAUGCCAUCGAUCAAUUGACAACAUUCAAUAGCGAAACAAUGUCUGAUCUUUCACUUAAAUAUGAACUAAUGAGAAAUAAUGAAAGUCGUGUUAUUGGAUUUUUCGCUCGUCAGCUAAUGCUAUUGAAAAAGGAAAAAUCCAAUGGACAAAAUGGUGGUUUUCACAGCGAAUAUUCUAAAAUUGAUCGUUUUCUAACUGCUAUUAAUCUUAAUGAAAAAUCCAUUGAGUAUAUUUCACAACGAAUAACAUUUGAUGAUCUAUUGAAUAAGAAAACGGCAGUGAAUGAACACAUUUUAAUUGAUGCUGGAUUGACAGAGACUGAAAGAAAAGAUUUCCAUAAUGCACAUAGUGCACUGAAAGCUUGUAUAGAAUAUUUUUCUAAUGGCGGUAUGAAUCAUAAUGGACGUUUUUAUUGGCAUACAGAAAUACCGAUGAGUACUUCAUCCGAUUCUACAUAUCGGUUGUCAGAUACAGCACAUCCAACUGCACCCGCCACUGAAACUAUACGAUCAGCAUCUGUAUCUUCGUCGAAAUCAACUGACUUUGAAGCUACGGCGGAUAAUCAACCGGUAGGACAAGCAUCUCCGCAUACACGAAAACAUAAUCCAUCUCAUACGCCGCCUCCAUCUCGGGCGAAUCAUUUAUGUGUAAACGGAAAGGGUAGAUAUGAACAUCCGAGUAAGAAAAGUUUACUUGAUCCGGCGAUUUUCAACACUAAUACGAAUUCUUCUCGAAAUACGGAUCUACAAUUACCUAGCGAAGGUAACUCAUCUCGUCGAAAUUCAUACGGUUCAGAUUCGGAAAGUCGUUUACCGUCUGGUUCAGCAACACCAAAAUCACCUACCGUUCGUUCUCCUGCAUUGUCUAAUUCACCAUUGGGCUCCGCACAAAACAGUGAUGCCGAAAACGAUACAAGAAUACCAGAAGCAGUCAUGUACAAUACUUCUUCGCCCAUCCUUAGACAUCGAUUGGCACAUAUAAUUCAACACAAAUACAAAUGUCACAAAGAAUGUGUACAACACGCUCCAGCUAAUUGCGGCCUUAGUGAAAUCCUCUUAAGACGAGCGAUUGAAAGUAAUGAUUUUCAAAAUAUUCAUGCAAAUUCAAGUCCAAUGUCACGUAAAUAUCCUUUUGCACCGUGGGAUAAUAUAAGUCCAACAGCUUCAACACCAAUAUCUGCACCUGAAUCACCGGCAUUAAAUCCUACGGAACCUGGCUAUUUUAAACCAACGAUGUGUAUUAGUGAAUCACUCUAUUCCACUCAAAAUGAUCCUGAUAGUUGGGUCGUCAUAGAGGCGACUAGUAAAAAUGCAUCAGAAAUUCCUGAAGCUCAAUCAGAUACUGACACAAAUGCAACAAUUCAAACAGAUUCCGGAACAAAUUUAACUGAUUCAACCUCGACAACUCAUAGUAAACUAGUACGACAAAUGUCACAGAGUGAACGAUCGCACCCGAAAUGUGAAGAUCUUGUUCAUACAAAACUUUUCGAUACCAAUUCAUUUGAUGAUGAUGAAACUGAUCCAGAAAAAAGAAGUUUCAACCUUGCCAGUUCACUACAAGAUUGGGUUAUUGUAUUUAAUAAUAUAAAAAUGGGUGAAGAAGUACGACGUUCAUCUGGCACAUUAAUGAAAGCUCAUUGGCAUGGUGAAAUAGCCGUCCGUAUAAUAAAGCCAGAUCCCAAAACAGAUCCAGUCAAAUUUCUGAAUCUAUUCAAAAAUCAAGUAUUUCGAUUGCGAAAAGUUCGACAUGAACACUUAAAUUUAUAUACAGGUGUUUGCAUUGAUAGUCCAAAUUUUGCCAUUGUUUCAAAUUGGAUUCGUGGCAUAAAUUUACAUGAAAUAAUUCAUAUUCAGCACGAUUCAAUUCAACUGAAUACAGCCGUACAGUAUGCUGCUCAGAUAGCUCAAGCAAUGAGUUAUUUGCAUGAGAAAUCCAUAAAUCAUAUGUCGUUACGCACGACGAAUAUAUUUGUACAAAAUAAUCGUAUUAUUUUAACUGAUUAUGGUCUCGUACCAUUGAGUAAAUGUUUUCGUGUAACUGAUCAACCAGCGAUUGUUGCACAACGUGGAUGGCUGAGUUAUUUAGCACCAGAGAUAAUACGAAAACUUGAUCCACGUAAUGAAGAAACAAUUUUACAACAUACGCCACAAACGGAUGUUUAUGCAUUCGGUACUGUUUGGUAUGAACUUUUAUUUCGAGAAUUUCCUUAUGCUAAACAACCACCGGAAUAUAUUAUUUGGAGAGCAGGAAAUUCAAUUAAACAACCAUUGAGUAGUGUACAUAUUAGUAAAUAUGCGAAAGAUAUAAUUAAUCAAUGUUGGUCAUUUGCACCAGAUGAUCGGCCUGAUUUUGCGAUGCUUUGCAAAUCAUUAAGUAAAAUGCCAGGCAAACGAACAUUGGUACGAUCUCCAUCAACACCUCUUCAAUAUAAUGCUCGGUCACAUAUUGAAACACAAUUUUAA